AUGUCGAACCUUGACGCGCCUAUGCCCGUGGACUCCCAGGACGGCGGGCGGCAAGAUUCAACACAGCCUUCUUCGCCGGCGACGAAUAUUGCUGAUCAGCAUGAAUCUGUUUCCGAGAAUAUGGAUGUAGAGGAGGAGGAGAAUACAGAGGAGAUGGAUGUGCAGGCUAAGGCGUUGAUGCAUUUGUUGAGUACUAGUGAGGUUUUUGUCGCGAUUAUGGCGGAUAAAAUGAAGAAGCAGCAGGAAGAGGCGAAGCUUGAGGCGGCCAAGCAGCAGGAGCAGAAAGUGGAGGCGACUAAGAAGCCUACUCCUACCUUGGAGCCUGUUGGGAGGCGGUCAACGCGUACGAGUGCGAGGCAGAGUGUGUUGAAGGAGCCUGUUGCUGUUGAGAACGCGAGGACGGAGGAGCAGGGUUCUGUUAAGUCGAAACGAGGCCGAGGCAAGAGAGCUGCCCCUGCUGCGGCUGCGAAGUCGAACACCAUUUCCAGCUAUUUUAAGAAGGCCGAUGUGCAGGUUUCUGAGGAUAAUCCUACCAUCCAGGAGGCGUUGGAACAUGCUGCGGACGAGUAUGAGGCUAAUCCCUCGGCUUUGGGUGGACAGGAUCUGGUUGCUACGCAGCAGCCGGGAUUGAUUACCGGUGGUACUAUGAAGAAGUAUCAGCUGGAGGGGUUGGAGUGGAUGAAGUCCCUUUGGAUGAAUGGUCUGUGUGGAAUUCUGGCCGAUGAGAUGGGUCUUGGAAAAACCGUGCAGGCUAUCUCCUUAAUUGCUUUCUUCAAGGAGAAGAACAUUUCAGGACCGUUUCUGGUUGCGGCCCCACUUAGUACUGUGAGUAAUUGGGUGGAUGAAUUUGCUCGAUGGACUCCUAGCAUCAAGACCGUGAUGUAUCAUGGGAGUAAGGAUGAGCGGGCAGAAAUCCGAAGAAAGAUGAUGAAUAUGAAGAAUCAGCGGGACAUGGACUUCCCGGUAGUUUGUACCUCUUAUGAGAUAUGUAUGAAUGAUCGGAAGUUCCUUGGGCAGUACCAAUGGCGAUAUAUUAUUGUGGAUGAAGGACACCGUUUGAAGAAUAUGAACUGUCGACUUAUAAAGGAACUUCUUACCUACAACUCCGCGAACAGACUCCUUAUCACCGGCACACCAUUGCAGAACAACAUCACAGAGCUUUGGUCGCUUUUACAUUUCCUGCUGCCGGAGAUUUUCAACGAUCUGAAUAGCUUCCAAAGCUGGUUUGACUUCUCGUCGAUGCUGGAUAGCAGUGGCAAGACGGAUGUCAUUGAACGCCGAAAGCGCACUCUAGUCUCCACGAUGCACUCGAUUCUGAAGCCAUUCCUAUUAAGACGUGUCAAGACGGAUGUCGAAAUGUCGCUCCCCAAGAAGAGAGAAUACAUUCUUUAUGCACCUUUAACAGCAGAGCAAAAGGAUCUCUAUCGCGAGAUUCUCAGCGGAACGGGCCGUCAGUACCUCGAAAAUAAAGCAAGAGAAAGAUUAUUAGCCAAGAAUGAACGCUUGACACGUUCCGGAAGCGUGAAGCGUAGUGUAGAUAGCAGCGGUGACUCGACUCCAAACAAGAGUCUAAAGUCUAGCCGUUCUUCUACACCAGCCAGUACGACCAGUUCCACUCGCAGACGCAGAGGCCCGCAAAGUUACAAAGAGAUAAGCGACCGCGAAUUCAACUCAAAGCUGCGAAAGCUCGAGCAAGGAAUAGAAGACGAUCUAGAUAUCCAAGGUCCAAGCGAAACCGAACAGGAGGAGAUCGAAAGAGCAAGGACUUUCAAGCUUGCCAAACAAGAAGUAGCCCAAAAGAAAAUGCAGAACCCCGUGUUACAGGCGCGAUUGGCUUGUAAUUCUCCGCAUAACUUCUACUGGCCUUGGAACGAAAAGCCGGUUGACGAAUCCCUGGUCACUGCAUCAGGAAAAAUGCUAUUACUGGACCGGCUUGUUACACGUCUGCUAGCUAAUGGGCAUAAGAUCCUCAUCUUUUCUCAAUUCAAAUCACAGCUGGAUAUUCUCCAGGAUUGGGCCACACAGCUCCGGUCCUGGAAUUGCUGCCGAAUCGAUGGCGCAAUCAGCCAGACAGACCGGCAAGCUCAGAUUAAAGCCUUCAAUACAGAACCUGGUUUCAAAAUUUUCCUCCUGAGUACACGUGCGGGAGGACAGGGCAUCAACCUCAUGGCAGCAGACACUGUCAUCCUAUUUGAUUCCGACUGGAACCCGCAACAAGAUCUCCAAGCUCAGGACCGUGCCCACCGCAUAGGUCAGACAAGGCCUGUGAUCGUGUACCGUCUAGCGACAAAGGGUACUGUUGAGCAAACACUGCUUGAGAAAGCUGAUUCGAAACGGCGUCUGGAAAGACUCGUCAUCCAAAAGGGCAAGUUCAAGAGUCUUUUAGAUCAAAGCUCACACUCACAGGAUGACCUUGAGGAUCUCAAAAAGGCUCUUGGGGAGGAUGACUUUGAGCAUUUCGAGACUGGUACAGACCCCAGUCGUCUCUUAACUAACAAGGAUCUCGAUAUCUUGACGGAUCGUAGUGAAGAGGCAUAUGCUCGCGCCGAGAAGGGCUUGGACCAUAGUGGACGGGCUUUCUUGGCCGUUGAGACGAAGAAAGACGGACUUAUGGUGCAGAUCACUGGGAAAGCUUAA
This is a messenger RNA of Aspergillus alliaceus, 2637 nucleotides long. Its product is annotated as putative SNF2 family helicase/ATPase PasG. The record is from RefSeq and is a predicted model, not a curated record. The transcript is spliced from 4 exons. Gene Ontology annotation, biological process: DNA methylation-dependent constitutive heterochromatin formation; pericentric heterochromatin formation; negative regulation of gene expression via chromosomal CpG island methylation. Gene Ontology annotation, cellular component: pericentric heterochromatin; nucleus. The coding region runs from base 1 to 2637 and encodes 878 amino acids. Lineage: Eukaryota; Fungi; Ascomycota; Eurotiomycetes; Eurotiales; Aspergillaceae. Gene Ontology annotation, molecular function: ATP binding; ATP-dependent chromatin remodeler activity; chromatin binding.